UUUAUAGUGAUUUUAAUGCAACACAAAGCAGAAAGCGUGUUCUUUGUGGGGUAUUUAUACUUGCAGUUUAAAACCUGUGCUUUGAUUGUUCUAGAUGAUAGCAAGUUUUCAGAGGCCAUCACAGUGCUGCUUACCUGGAUUGAGCGAGGCGAGGUCAAUCGUCGCUCUGCAAACCAGUUCUAUUCAAUGGUGCAGUCUGCAAACAGCCACGUUCGCCGUCUCAUGAAUGAAAAGGCCGCUCAUGAGCAAGAGAUGGAGCAAGCCAAGGAGAGUUUUAAAAAUGCCUUAACAGGGAUCCUGACUCAAUUUGAGCAGAUUGUCGCCGUUUUCAACGCUUCUACCAGACAAAAAGCUUGGGACCAUUUCUCGAAAGCCCAGCGAAAGAACAUAGACAUUUGGCGAAAGCAUUCUGAGGAGCUCCGAAAUGCUCACAGUGAACAGCUCAUGGGAAUUCGCCGGGAAGAGGAGAUGGAAAUGUCUGAUGAUGACAGUGGUGACAAUCCCAGUAAAAAGCUGAGAGUAGAUGAUUCAGGUAAAGCCAAAUCCCACUAUAAUGUCUCCAAGUACAUACAGCUGUUGUUUUAAAAGCAAACAAAAACU
Molecule: messenger RNA, 600 nt
Organism: Meleagris gallopavo (turkey)
Lineage: Eukaryota; Metazoa; Chordata; Aves; Galliformes; Phasianidae
Source: RefSeq, a predicted model, not a curated record